AUAUUAUCAUCGAUCUCUCAAUCCAAAAAGAUUGAUUGAAGCGAAAUUUUCUCACAAACCUCUUAACGUUCCCUUAUCGUGUGUAAUUAAAAAGUUUAAGCUACCAGCUGAAACAUCUAUACCUGGUCUCAGACCGAUGUUAAAGAAAGAUGUCCCUGAAGUUAGAGCAUUGUUAAAUGAAUACAUGAGUAAAUUUAACUUUGUACCUGUUUUUAAGACUGAUGACGAAGUAAAACAUUGGAUAUUAACGAGAGGAGUUGUUUGGUCAUUUGUUGUUGAAGACCCUGAAACAAAAAAAGUGACCGACUUUUUUUCGUUUUAUUAUUUGCCAUCAUCAGUUAUUGGUCACCAAGUUCAUAAAACUAUAAAUGCGGUUUAUUUAUUUUAUUAUGCAGUAAAAGAAUCCGAUGAAAAGUCUACAAAAGGAAGAUUACAAAGUUUAAUGAAGGAUGCAUUGAUAUUGGCGAAAUUGAAAAGUGUUGAUUUUUUCAAUUGUCUUGACCUGUUGGAAAACAAAUUAUUCAUUGAAGAACUAAAAUUCGGACCAGGGGAUGGAUAUUUGAAUUAUUAUAUGUAUAAUUGGCGUUGUAGAGAAAUGGGUAGCGAAAAAGUAGGUGUGGUCAUGUAA
Funneliformis caledonium is the source of this 628-nucleotide messenger RNA. Lineage: Eukaryota; Fungi; Glomeromycota; Glomeromycetes; Glomerales; Glomeraceae. The record is from the annotation of a GenBank genome assembly.